This is a messenger RNA of Guillardia theta CCMP2712, 1317 nucleotides long. RefSeq lists its product as hypothetical. The transcript is spliced from 3 exons. Bases 1 to 1317 code for a protein of 438 amino acids. The record is from RefSeq and is a predicted model, not a curated record. Lineage: Eukaryota; Cryptophyceae; Pyrenomonadales; Geminigeraceae.
AUGACUCCUGCUUUCCUGCUUUCCUGCGUCCUCCUCUCUUUGCCCGAAGUGUCUUCAUUCUUGCAUCUUCCCUUUCCUGUCGCCACCAGAGGAUGCACGCCCUGUCUUUCUCGGAGGUGGAGCUUGCGGAUGCAGCGAUCGGAGCAGGAGGACGUCGCUGGUCUUGGUGGGGGAGAGGGAAUUUCUCCUGCAGGAGCCUCAAAAAAGACGAACAAUCGGCUCUUCGGCUCCCGAAGGCUGGAGCUUGUCCGCAAGGCCCUGAGAGGAUUCAACAGCUCCGACGAGAGCGACGUCAAGGUGCUGCUGGGCUCGAGGAGGCUGGCCCGGAUAUCCAAGAUCGUCUUUGGGAAGGAGGAGGAGGGCUUCUUGUCAUCCAGCCUCCUUGUCAGCCAGCCACAUGUGACAGAGAGCCCUCUGAUCAACACGACCAUGAACAUGACGCUUGCUGGCACGCGGGGCGGGGCCGCUAUGCUCGAUGCAGCAGGCGGUCAGGGAGCGAUUGUAGGUGAAAGAGGAGAAGGUGCGGGUGCAUGGAGGGUCAUCGAGAAGCAGUGGUUUGAUGCCAUCUUGCGAGCCCUUGAGGAAGAAGAGAAGGAGCUCGAGGCGCGGGGGACGGAGGGGUCAGAAGCGGGCACACAGAAGUCUCAGCUACCGCUCGCCGUCCUCUCAACCGAUGACUUCAAACUCCUGCAAGCACGAGCGAAGGAGCACAGGUCCUUGGAUGGCGUGUCCGAGUACGACCUCCUGCGCUUCUUUCUCCUGCGCAAAGACCCGACCACGGCUCUGCAGUCCAUCUUGAAGCACCUGGAGUGGCUGGAGAGCUCAGCCUACGGCAUGCAGCGCGUGGCGGACAUCACGAGCUCCUCGGACGGGGUCGGGCGGCAGAUAGCGAUGAAGAAGUCUUACAUCCUGUCCAAGGCUGACGUGGAGCAGAGGCCUGUGGUUGUAGUGCAAGUCAGCCGCCACGAUCCUGACGUCUCCCCCGUGGACGAGACGACCAGGUUCGUCAUCCAUGUUCUCAUGGAGGCCGAGGGGCUCCUGAGGGACCCCUACCCUUCGCACUUCUCCGUCAUCUUCGACAUGAGCGGGGCCUCCCUCAAGAACGUGGACUACGAGCUCGUCAAGCGAUUCAUCUUCAUCCUCACCAACUUCUACCCUGAGAGGCUCGGGGUCAUGCUGAUCCACCAGGCGCCAACCUUCUUCCCUACCUUCUGCUGGCCUCUCAUCAAGCCAUGGCUGAACGCUGCUACCCGCGACAAGGUUCACUUCACUCGUUUCGCUGCUGAGAAGGAGGAGGAGAAGCUUUCUUACUGGUGA